This is a messenger RNA of Arabidopsis lyrata subsp. lyrata, 528 nucleotides long. RefSeq lists its product as uncharacterized. NCBI's taxonomy places the organism in Eukaryota, Viridiplantae, Streptophyta, Magnoliopsida, Brassicales, Brassicaceae. The coding region runs from base 1 to 528 and encodes 175 amino acids. The transcript has 4 exons. The record is from RefSeq and is a predicted model, not a curated record.
AUGGGAAUCGUAGCAUUCAACUGGGCAGAGGGAGAGGGAAACAACAACCAACUCACGCUGCUGAUGAACCGAGAAAAUUGGGAAAAUAGGGUCAUAAGUGAGGCAUCUUGGAAUGGAAAUGGCGAGAUAUUGAGUGGUCGGUGCGAAGAUAACGGCGGAACGUGGUUUGGUAUUUCUAGAGGAGGCCGAGUCGCUUUUCUCAUGAGUGCAGAGAUACUGUUUGACCGCGUUGAUCAAAACACAGGCUCUGAGUUGUACCCAAUUGAAUUCUUGGAGAGCAAUAGGAGUCCACAGGAUUUUGCUCUCCACGUGGCACAGCGUGAAGAGGAAAGACAUUAUAAUGGAGAACUGGAUGAUCCGGCCGAUGGGUGGUCCUAUAGCCUUAUAGUCGCAGACAUGACUUUGAAUUCAAUGGUUCAUAUCAGGAAACCCUCGCAACAAGUGCCAAUUGUCAUAAUACAACCCGUUCCGUUUGGUGUUCAUACACUUUCUCCUUUGGAAGGAUUUAUGCCUGAAAAGCUUGUUUAG